UCUUGUUGGUAUAGCAAGUGGUGUCUUAGUAUUCUCUGUCGAUUAUCUUUUUCACCCCGGUUGUGCAUUUCUAUUUAUUUAACCUAUAUUACGAUGUCCCGUAAACUGCCGAUCCAGCUGUUUGUGCAGUUUUUAGGACAACCUCCAUGUUUUGAAGAUCUUCAUUGACGUAAAGAAUAGUAAAACCUAUGGAGAACUCGGAGUAACUUUUGCAUAAUUGACACCGUGAUAUUCAGUCAGUAAAUAUCUUCAUGACCUAGUUUUAAACACUUAGCAAAUAGCUAAGGCACUUUGGUGCAGGUUUGUAAAGGAAUAAAAUGAAGAGCUAUAGGAAUUAUGCUAUAACAAUCUUGAAUUCAGACGUCGUCGAAACAAUGAUGCAUGUGUCACUAAAAAGCCUUCAGCAUCUCUUCUUAUUUCAGUUUCUAGUAAACCAUCAGUCACAUUUAUUGUGUUUUAAUCGUUCCAUUCAGCUAUGUGUUGUCUUAUAACCUUCCAUUUACUGUUCUAAUUGGUGAAAAUUAUUCUGCAGGUUUCAUUUUAUACAUUUCAACUAAGUUUUCUGCUACUUACAACUUGGAAAUUGCUGUAUAAAUUGUAAAAACUGUAUAAAAAACACUUUUUUAGGGCCUUGAUCUAAUGGUAACCAGCUAUGUUCCCAAUUUGACUCAGAUGUACUCUGUUAGAGUUGAAUUAACACUGGACAUUUUACUGUGCAUAAUGGACGCUUUUGGGCUCUGUGAUGAAAGGUAGUGUAUUCAGUGGCGACAAGCAAAAAUGCAGGAAUCUACACACAUUAAGCAUAGUUGUUACUUGGCUCCCGGCGAGCUACAAUAAGUAGGCUAUAAUACGUCCAACGAUUCUCUUGUUUGUAGUUAUUUUAAUCAUUUUCUGGAUUUAAUAGGUCGGGCCAAUAACUAAUAUCGCUGCUUCCGUUUGUUUUAAACCGUAGGCUGCAGCCUGCACUGUGGAAAGAUAUACAAAUGAGUAGGCCUACGGCCCUAAUUAUAUACAAAAGAAACUAUAUACACUGCGAAAAUGAUAUGAAAGCACUGACAUAACAUAACAUGUAAUCACAGGAGUGUAAGCUACCGUUCAAUCGAAUGCAACAAAAUGGAAUGUACAUGAACUGCUAAGUAAUUGUAUACCUCUGUAAUAAGUGCAGAGUAGGCUACAGUACGAUUGGUAUAAUGUUAUAUUGUGGGCUUUGAAUAAAGGAAAACUACGGAUCUCCGCCUACGAACAGUGCAGUGUACACAGUUCAUUCUGAAAUGGGUGCGGAGACUACUUUAUACACAGUAAAAUGUAAUUCACAUUCCAGGGUGGGACCAAAUGUUAUCUGUUUAGAGUUUAAUUAACACUGUUAGAGUUGAAUUAACAUUGGACAUUUUACACUGUUCUCACUGAUAAACAAUGUGUAAAUGUUUUUUUUUUCUUCUUCUGUUCAGGCAUUAUGAGUCCGUGGAAGGCUUUGUUUUUGACAGCUUAAAUGUUCAAUACACUUAUUAUACAUAAAGAGACAUUGUCUGGUUUUUGCCUUUCCUAUGAGUAUUAUACAAUAAUUCACAGAAGCGAACAAUAAGGCAUUAAUUUAUUCAUAAACCUUAAGUAUAACAUUUCAUGGAAUCAUUGUUGGAAGACAUUUUGUCUCUUCUUUUUAUUCAUCUUGAGAAUCUUGAACCAUAUUCAGUUCUGAUAUUUUUUGUUGUUGAAUGAUUAAGAAAUAGGUUCCUUUUGAGUUUGAAAGUGUCCCUUAUACAGCAAAUUAUGCAACAUUGUGGUUUGACAAACUCAGAUAGAUUUUCUUUUGCUGUCCUGUUGUGAAAGAGUGCGGCAGUAGCAUUACUUCUCAAGGCAUGUGGUUGCUAUGGCCGCAGGAGGUGGAGUAAUGGAACUAUGCAGAUUUCUGUUGGUCUCCUUAAUCUGACAAAGACUGGUCAGCAAGUUCAGGAAUGAGAGCACCAUAUAAUGCAUUGUCCACCAUCUUGUUUUUAUUUUCUCUUGCUUGUGUUCAUUGUGGCAGUGAGUGCAGAGCAUGUGCAAGAAUAGUUUGGCUAGUUUCUGGUGUCCGGGCAGAAUCACAUGAUGUUAAGGGAGUGGGGGCAGGGGGGAAUGUUCAUGUCCAGUCAAACCAGAGGCAAGAGGAAGAGCAAUUAUUUUUAGAUUUAAUAAAUACACUCUAUACGUAAUAGAUGUCUUUGCAGUGUAAUGCGUCACGCGUGUUCAUAUUGUACUUUCAAAGGAACGCGUUGUUAAUUUAUAAGUAUCAACAUCAGUUUUUUUUUUAACUUUCUGUGGGAUGCACAGUUUUUCUGAGGGAAAAUGUAACUGGAAGCCAUUGGAUGCAGUCGGCUUAAGUGUUUUUCUAUGGAAAGCGACUGAAGGCGGGACUGUACGUGCCUCAGGUUUUCAACAGGGUUACAGGGGUCAAGCCGAUGGAGAGGUCUGCCUGAAGUUAAACUAUAACGGUUGAGUAAAUCAGGACAUCGCGGUAAACACCUCUUCUGUGAAGUCCUGCAUAUCAAGGUUGUUGCCGCGGUUCACUUGGAUUCUGGCACCAACAGGAAUUUGGCAGGUACAUCUGGUAGGACCAGCCUUUAACCUGUUAACUGGGAGCUCCUGCGAUCGUGAGCUAAGAGUGACUGGCGGGUUCCUCUUCAGGAAACAUUCCAUGUCCGGCGUGCCUGUGUGAGGGAGACUGCGGGAAGCCGACUGGGGGGCCGGUGGUCAGAGAGGCUGAUCAGAAGGGAUUGCAGUGCGCACCGAGCACCCUGCCAUGGCUGGGGGCAAGAAGAAGGAAGCGGUCACCCCUCCGGACGGAGGAUGGGGAUGGAUCAUCGUGGCAGGCUGUUUCGUCGUCACUGUCUGCACUCGUGCCGUCACCAGAUGCAUCUCCAUCUUCUUCGUCGAGUUUCAGAUCAAUUUUACCCAUGACUAUUCCCGGACUGCGUGGAUCCACUCUUUGGUGGACUGCACAACCAUGCUGUGUGCUCCACUUGGCAGUUUCAUCGGGAACCGGCUGUCCUGCCGCAUAGCUGUGAUCAUGGGGGGCUUCCUGGCCUCCACCGGGCUGGUCUUAAGCUCCUUCGCCACGAGCCUGGAGUACCUGUACCUCACGCUCGGGGUUCUUACAGGUGUUGGAUUUGCCCUUUGUUACACCCCGUCCAUCGCCAUGGUGGGGACGUAUUUCUGCGAGAGGAAAGCGCUGGCGUACGGAAUCGCCAUGUCAGGCAGCGGCAUCGGGACCUUCGUCCUGGCCCCCGUGGUGCAGCUCCUAAUAGACCACUACUCCUGGCGCGGGGCCCUCCUCAUCCUGGGGGGGCUGGUGUCCAACCUGUGCGUCUGCGGGGCCCUGCUGAGGCCCGUCGCCGCCAGAGACGAGGGGAAGGGCGCCCCCGCCGCGGCAGACGGUGAGAAGGCGGCGGACGGGGGCCCGCCGCUGGGGCCCCUGGUCGGCAGCAGGGGCCGGGAGCACAGCUGCUUCUGCUUCCGGUCGCUGCAGGAGUACAGCUUCCUGCUCAUGCCGGACUUCAUGGUGCUGGCCGCCUCCUUCCUGUUCCUGGCCAAUGGCUGCAGCGUGCCCUUCGUCUACCUGGUGCCCUACGCCCUCAGCGUGGGCGUCCGCCACCAGCAGGCCGCCUUCCUCAUGUCCAUCCUCGGAGUGAUCGCCAUCGUGGGCAACAUCACCUUCGGCUGGCUCACCGACCGAAGGUGUUUAAAGAAGUACCGAAGCGUGUGCUACAUGGUGGCGGUGGGCAUGGAGGGGCUGUGCUGCCUCUUCAUCCCGCUGCUGCGGAGUUUCCCCCUGCUCGUGCCUUUCUCCGUGCUCUACGGCUACUUCGACGGGGCCUACGUGGCCCUGAUACCCGUCGUCACGUCGGACGUCGUCGGGAACACAUACCUCUCCUCGGCCCUGGGAGUGGUCUAUUUCCUCCAUGCCAUACCUUACCUCUUCAGUCCACCAAUCGGAGGAUGGCUGGUGGACCAGACGGGCUCCUACAUGGCCACGUUCUUCCUCAGUGGCUUCUCGCUCAUCUCCAGCUCCCUGUUGCUCAGUGCCGCCGCGGUGAUUCGCCAGUGCCAGAGGACACGCACGUACGCCACCAAUUCCGACCCCAAGCUGGACACCUGCCAGAGUGCCCAGACUGAUUACUACAAAGCUUCGCACGAGGAACCAAAGCUCACAACAAACAUGCUUUCUGUAUAGCAUUAGAUUUUUUUCUACGUAGCAUUUUUUUUUUCUCUCCCCCCUUUUUUAAUGCCAAAGUGUAUGGAUGUACGAAUGCACAGUAAAUAAAACUAUGGUGUCAGAGACAACUUGAAAUCAUACACAUAAAGCCAGUGGGUACGCACAUGAGUCCAUUUUAUGCUAGCUCUGCUAGGAUAAAGGUCUGUUUGACUUCCUCAAUCCCUGUUGGUGAACUGAGCGUUCCGUAGGGGUGAAUGCAGUUCUGCGUCCCCACGACAGUGUCAGUACACCUCCUCAAGCUUCGGACUUAAAAUGGUGGGCCAAAAAUAUUUUUUUUGUUGUUGAAAAUGUCUCAAUGACCAACAUCACAUUAAAGUAUUUAAUAAUAUUGCAA
Molecule: messenger RNA, 4583 nt
Organism: Anguilla rostrata (American eel)
Lineage: Eukaryota; Metazoa; Chordata; Actinopteri; Anguilliformes; Anguillidae
Gene: slc16a12b
Product: solute carrier family 16 member 12b
Exons: 7
Coding region: 2777-4207 (476 amino acids)
Biological process (GO): monocarboxylic acid transport; transmembrane transport
Cellular component (GO): plasma membrane
Molecular function (GO): monocarboxylic acid transmembrane transporter activity
Source: RefSeq, a predicted model, not a curated record